Molecule: messenger RNA, 1294 nt
Organism: Humulus lupulus (European hop)
Lineage: Eukaryota; Viridiplantae; Streptophyta; Magnoliopsida; Rosales; Cannabaceae
Product: large ribosomal RNA subunit accumulation protein YCED homolog 1, chloroplastic-like
Exons: 4
Coding region: 271-1260 (329 amino acids)
Source: RefSeq, a predicted model, not a curated record
CUCUCACCUCCCUCGUCGACUCUGUCUCUCACCUCCCUCGUCAGAGUGAAGAUCAUCGCCGCCUACUUGUUGGCCGUUUUGGGAGGAAACGCUUCUCCUUCCGCCGCUGAUUUGAAGAAGAUUCUCGGUUCAGAUUGAGCUGCUUCGUUUCGGUUCUUUGAUCAAGUAAAGAGCGUAUUGGACUGGCCUCUUGUAAUUUUUGCUAGUCUUUGUUUUAGUUCCAUGCUUUGAAUUGAAGUAAAUUUACUAGCCAACUACAAAGAAAAAAUAAUGUCUUUUGUAAUCCCUUCAUCAUCAUCCAUGAUUCCUCCUACUUGUUUCAACCAAUAUAAGGUUUUUCAGCCAAAGGCCAAUCAAAAUGCUUCUUUAUCUCCUUGCUCUACAUUUUCUUACGGGAAGCAUUCAUUUUGUAUGACUGAAAAUGUACAUACAAUUUUAAGAGAGAAACCACUUAGUGCUUUAAGAUCUACCACCAUAGAUUGCAUGAAACCUAAUUAUCAGUCCAAUGGAGAUGAUAUCAUAUCUUUCAACUUUGGAGACGAAGAAAAAGAAGACAUUGAAGACACGGGCUCACCAUGGGAAGGAGCAGUUAUUUACAAGAGAAACUCUUCAAUAACACAUGUUGAAUACUGCACCACCCUUGAGAGGCUUGGGUUAGGGAAACUUUCAACCGAGGUAUCAAAAUCCAGGGCUUCUGUAAUGGGGUUACGGGUGACAAAAGCUGUAAAGGAUUUUCUUCUUGGAACACCCGUUCACGUCUCUAUUGAUAUAACAAGGAAGAAGCAAAAGUUGAGGCUUGACGGGAUCAUAAAAACUGUCUUCACUCUCAGAUGCAGUAGGUGUGGUGAGCCAGCUGCAGAAAGCAUCUUCUCCAAUUUCUCCUUGCUAUUAACUGAGGAGCCUGUUGAAGAACCUGAGAUCAUUAACAUGGGUAUGAUCUAUGGAGAAAACAAGGCCAAUUUUAUUACCGGAAGUGGUGAGGAUUGUGAGGAAGAAGAUGAUGAUGCUUCCAUUGAUUUUGAGGAUCGACUCUAUUUCCCCCCUAAAGAAAAGGAAAUAGAUAUAUCAAAGCAUAUCAGAGACCUGCUGCACCUGGAGAUUAUCAUCAGCUCAAUUUGUGAUCCAAAUUGCAAAGGCAUGUGUUUUAAUUGUGGUGUGAAUUUGAACACUAGUACAUGUAUUUGUAGCAAAGAAGAGAUGAAGACGAAUUCUUUUGGAGCUCUUGGAAAUUUGAUGCAGCAAAUGCAACCAAAUAAAUGAAUUUUAAUAUUUACAUAAUAAAAUUUAAUGCUAA